Molecule: messenger RNA, 2499 nt
Organism: Ogataea parapolymorpha DL-1
Lineage: Eukaryota; Fungi; Ascomycota; Pichiomycetes; Pichiales; Pichiaceae
Product: DNA replication licensing factor mcm3
Exons: 1
Coding region: 1-2499 (832 amino acids)
Biological process (GO): DNA strand elongation involved in DNA replication; DNA replication; mitotic DNA replication initiation
Cellular component (GO): nucleus; MCM complex
Molecular function (GO): ATP hydrolysis activity; ATP binding; single-stranded DNA binding
Source: RefSeq, a predicted model, not a curated record
AUGGACGGAAUCGUUGAAGCUGCCGACGCCGUUUUUGGCGAGCGUGUCAGAGUGUUCCAGGAGUUUCUGGACGCAGACCUCGACUCACAAACAGACUACAAAGAUGCCAUCAAACUCAUGUUGCAAAAAGGCGAGCGUCGUCUUGCCGUGUCGAUCGACGAGUUACGUGAAUUUAAUGCGGACUUUGCCAACGGACUAUUGAACCACCCGGCCGACUAUCUGCCUGCUGCAGAGACGGCUCUAAGAGAAACGGUUUUGGCCCUUUUCAAUGCCUACGAGUACACGCAGAUGGAGGUGACACAGGACUCUGACUUCUAUCUGGCUUUCCGCGGCGCUUUCGGAGCUCAUCAGCUCACCCCUCGCUCUAUCAACUCCUCUUUCCUGUCCAAGAUGGUUUCUGUGGAAGGAAUUGUGACUCGCGCUUCUCUUAUUCGCCCCAAGAUUAUAAAAUCUGUGCACUACUGUGAGGCCACAGAAAAAUUCCACGCCAGAGAAUACCGCGACCAAACCACGAGUUUCAACCCAAUCACCACCUCGGCCAAUUAUCCGACAGAGGACCCGGACGGAAACAAGCUGAUAACCGAGUACGGCUACUCCAAGUACAGAGACCACCAAACUGUCGCUAUCCAAGAAUUGCCCGAAUUUGCGCCUGCUGGUCAGUUGCCACGUUCGGUGGAUGUCAUUUUGGAUGACGAUCUGGUCGACAAAGUCAAGCCGGGCGACAGAGUGCAGGUGAUCGGUGUGUUCCGGUCGCUAGGAGGCGGACAGAAUAACAGCUCGGCGUUCAAAGUGGUCAUUCUGGGCAACUCUCUAUACCCAUUACAUGCCCGGUCCUCGUCUGUUCAGGCUGUUGAGAAAAUUACCGACUACGAUAUUAGAGACAUCAACAAGCUCGCCAAAAAGAAAGAUAUUUUCGAAAUCAUGUCUCAAUCCCUUGCUCCGUCCAUCUACGGCCACGAGUAUAUCAAAAAAGCUGUUUUGCUGAUGCUUCUUGGAGGAGAAGAGAAGAACCUGCCCAACGGCACACAUUUGCGUGGAGAUAUCAACCUGCUGCUGGUCGGUGAUCCGUCCACGGCCAAGUCGCAGAUCCUGCGGUUUGUGCUCAACACUGCCUCCUUGGCCAUUGCCACCACUGGUCGUGGUUCCUCUGGUGUUGGUUUGACAGCUGCGGUGACCACCGACAAAGAGACUGGCGAGAGACGGCUGGAAGCCGGUGCGAUGGUUCUCGCAGACAGGGGAGUGGUGUGUAUCGACGAGUUCGACAAGAUGAGUGACGUCGACCGUGUGGCGAUCCACGAAGUUAUGGAGCAACAGACCAUCACAAUUUCGAAAGCAGGGAUCCAUACCUCGCUAAAUGCCAGAUGUUCGGUGAUUGCUGCUGCCAACCCGGUCUACGGCCAGUACGACACUUUCAAGUCGCCGCAACAGAAUAUUGCGCUUCCCGAUUCGCUGCUCUCACGUUUCGAUUUGCUGUUUGUGGUGACAGACGAGAUCUCCGACGAAAGAGACAGACAGAUCAGUGAGCACGUGCUGCGGAUGCACAGGUAUCUUCCGAACGGUUACGCGGAGGGUGAGCCGAUCAGAGAGCGUCCUGCCGUGACUCUGGCUGUUGGUGACCGGCCUUUGGAGCCAGAGGAAGAAAACACCGAUGUUUUCGAAAAGUUCAAUCCGCUACUCCACGCGGGAGCUGCUGAGGCCUCGAAGGGCAAGACGCCGCAGAUAGUGACGAUACCGUUUUUGAAGAAGUACAUCCAGUACGCUAAGCAGAGAAUUCAUCCUGUUUUGACCAAAAAUGCCACAAACAUGAUUGUGGACAUCUACGCCGAGUUGCGGAACGACGACAACACCAAGAACGCCAGAACUACGCCGAUCACGGCAAGAACGCUCGAGACUUUGAUCAGACUGUCUACCGCGCACGCCAAGGUGCGUCUAUCACAGACCGUGGACUUGAAAGACGUGAAGGUGGCACAGGAACUGCUGAGAUUUGCUCUGUUCAAAGAGAAAAUGAGCAAGCGCAACGCACCGCAGAAAAAGAAGCGUAAGGUCGACGUUGACGUUCUGGCAGAGAGCGAGAGCGACGAGGAGAGCGAGUUCGGGUCUGAGGCCGAGGCCGACGAGGUUAUCGGCAACAAGAUCUUGACAAGAAGACAGAAGGCGUUGCAGCAGAUCCACGAGGACCAGCAGGUGGACGAGCACGAGAUGGAGGAUCUGGCCAGAGACGUCGAGUCGCAGCAUCUGGGAGAGGUUCCGGUUUCGCGGGCCGUCAAUACUGUGGGUCUUUCGCCGGCCAGAUACGAGUUAUUCAAGAAGACUGUUUCUUCAGUGUUCAUGGCGAACUCUGGCGUUGAGGAGUUCAAGAGCGAUGCUUUGCUACAGAUGGUUAACGCCGAGCUGUCACAGGAGGAUCAGUUCACUGUGCAGGAGGCGGAAAGAGCGAUUGAUCGGAUGGAGGCCGAGAAUAUUGUGAUGGCCAGUGAGGGCAGUAUAUGGAGAAUCUAA